Messenger RNA from Pseudozyma hubeiensis SY62, 4110 nucleotides. Its product is annotated as potential nuclear cohesin complex subunit fragment. Gene Ontology annotation, molecular function: chromatin binding. The transcript has a single exon. Gene Ontology annotation, biological process: sister chromatid cohesion. The record is from RefSeq and is a predicted model, not a curated record. Gene Ontology annotation, cellular component: nucleus; cohesin complex; chromatin. Lineage: Eukaryota; Fungi; Basidiomycota; Ustilaginomycetes; Ustilaginales; Ustilaginaceae. The coding region runs from base 1 to 4110 and encodes 1369 amino acids.
AUGGACGACUCGGACGGAUCCCUGACCGAGCUUUCUUCUGAGGGCGAGGAGGGUGACCCCAGCCAGGAUGAGUCCGAAUCCGACGCCGAAUUGCCCGACGACGACGACGAGAAUGAUGGCGACUUUGGCCUCAGUCGCAAGAAAAAGGCGCCCCGUGCUUCAGCAGCCAAAAAGACAACUACCACACCACGCGCCAAAAAGUCAGCGGGCGCAGCCAGGACUGGUGCUGCCAAGACGCCGCGCUCGACGGCAAAGCGCUCCGGCCCUUCACGACCGAGGGCUGGCACAACGGCGACCACGCCCUCUGCUGCCAAGUCCCGCGCGGCUGCUAGCAGAGACGAGCUUCCCAUCAAUGACGAUAACGACAUCUUCAAUGCUGUCAAAGAUGCCAAUUCGGCGUUGCAAUCUACUGCAGAGGACUGGGUCGUCUCGUUUUCAGACAAUGAGGGCCGCGCACUUGCCCAGCUCGUCAACUUUGUCAUUCGCACAUGCGGCUGCAACGGCAGCGUGGAUGAGAACCAGGUCGUCGACAUUGACAACGUUGUCGACAACCUCGAGGAGCUUCAAGAAGCGUUCAAGAAGCAGCCCAUCCCUUCGUAUCCCAUCGUAUCAAGGAGCAAGACCUUCAAGUCGUUCCGCAAAUCGCUCAACGAGUUCCUGCACCGAUUGGUCAUGAGCGCAUACGAUGCCGAGGUCCUGACUUCGGACGACUUCAUGGAGCCUUACCAAGCCUGGGUGUCUGCCAUGUCUUCCUCCUCGCUUCGUUCCUUCCGUCACACUGCCACCGUCGUCGCUCUCUGGACCAUCUCGGCACUCAACGAAGUCACUGCACAGGCCACCAAAGACCUCUCCACCGCCACCAAGCAGCGCGACGCUGAAAAGAAAAAGGCGCGUGCCGACAAGAGUCGACUAAAGGAUCUCGAAACGAAUGUGCUCCAAUCGCGGAAGCUCAAGGCGCGCCUCGAGGGUUACAUCAACGAAUUCAUCAACUCGGUCUUCGUCCACCGUUUCCGCGACUUCGAUGCGGGAAUCCGCUCCGAGUGCGUCGAGGCGCUCGGAUCAUGGAUGAAGAAGUAUCCAACUCAAUACUUGCAGAGCUCAUACUUCCGCUACAUAGGAUGGGUGCUGUCCGAUGUGGACGCCAACGUCCGCAUGGCUGCUGUGCAGGCAAUGACCGGCCUUUAUACCCGCGAUAACUUUGUCAGCUCCAUCCGCACCUUCACCGAGAUGUUCAAGGGUCGCCUGGUGCAGAUGGCCACCAGCGAUGUUGAGCUUGGCGUUCGCAUCGCUACCAUCAAUGUACUGGUCAUGAUCGACAAACACGACCUUCUGGAGGACGAACAGCGCGACCUGCUGGCCACGCACAUUUUCGACGUCGAACCUCGCAUCCGCAACGCCGUUGCCAGUUUCCUCGCCAACAUCCUCGACGAGAUGGUCAGCGAGGGCGCCAGCGAGCUCGGCUCGCUUUCAGCCGCAUCCAAGAAGAAAGGCAAGCAGGCUGAGGAGCAACAGCAGGAACAGGCUAAGCUUCGCUUCAAGUACCUUGCCGAGCUCCUCGUCAAGUACGGCCAGCGUCUCGAUGAUCAAGAGGCCGCUGCAUCUACCAGCUCCGCACAGCGCAAAGGGGCCGACGAGCUCACAGUCGUCAUCGACGGAGCAAAAGAGGGCCGCGUCGGCCUGGCAGUCGAAGCUCUGUGGGAUGCGGUCGAUGACUUGCAGCGCUGGCAGCCGCUCAUCGAUUUGCUGCUGCUGGAUCACUCCGCCAAGACCACUGCGGGCCGCAGCAAGGGCAGUGUCGCUGCUGAUAAUGCGGCUCCCGCCGCCUAUCGUCUAGAGACGGAAGAGGAGGCCAUCUUGGUCGAAGCGCUGGUGGCCAUCCUGCGAAAGACGUACGCCGGUGCCGAGCUUAUAGACGAUGCCGAGGACAAUACCAAGGAGGACGUCACGCGCGCCAUGGUGGCGGCGCUGCCAAAGCUACUCGCCAAGUACCGCACCGAUGCGCCGCGCAUCGCCGACCUCUUGCUCUUGCCGCAAGUCAUGGAUCUCGAAUUGUACACCGAGCUGCAGGAGACUGCCGCUUUCGAGGCGCUCUGGGACGAUGUCUCGACGCAGAUCCAGCGCCACGUCGAGCCGCUCGUACUCAAGCACGGAGUCCAGACCCUGCAGAAGAUGGUCGCCACAACGUCUCAGUCCGCCAUCAACAACACCAAGCUGUCGGCACUUGAGGACGGCCUUGUGUCUUCACUUCGCGAGACUGUCAGCGACCGAGACGUCGAAUCGGCUGGAUUCAGCGAAGAUGAGGUGCACCAGCUCGCCGCCAAUAUGCUGCGUCUCCACCUCGUGAGUCAAGUAGCCAACACCAGCGAUGCACUCGAGGAUGACGAGAAUGGACAGGCCACGAGCGGCUGGGAGAUCGUGCUCGGCAUUGCGGGACGUGGUCGUCUGGCUUACAACGAGGAGGAGGCGUUGGUGCGUGACGCCAUCGCGGUGCUGACACUCCACGUCAUGUGGAAGACGCGACAGGUCAUCAUGCCCGACGCCGGGUCGCACACCGGCGUGGCAGAGUCUUUGCUCGAGAAACGCACCACGUUGCUCAGCCUGCUCGAGGAGUUUGUGGCCAGCACGCAGUCGCAAGCGUGCGUCGGCGUCCAGCGCGUUGCUUUUGAAAAGCUGGCGACCAUCCACAUGCUCUACGCUGCGAUUCCACAGCAGGCACCUGUGGCGGCGACCGCUGCGGCCACAGGCGACGGCUCGUCCGCGGCAGCUGCUGAAGAGGACGUCUCGCAGCAGCGUUCGGGCCCUCAACCUCCAGCUCUGUUGGCUCUCACCUGCAACACCGACGUUCAGCAGAAUUGUUCCCACUUUGUCCAAUCCGAGAUCGAGCGCUACGAAGAAAAGUCUGGCCUGCUCAACGGCGCAUCCCGCGUCGAGUCGGACGAGGAAGGCAGUGAUGAUGCCGACGAUGGCGAGGACGAAGAGGACAAUGAGGAAGACGACGAAGAUGACGCCGAGGCUACACCCAAAGCCUCGCGUGUCCGCGGCGGCAGCAAGAGCAAAAAGUCCAAGAAGUCAACGAGCAAAGCAGCAGGGCAGAACGGAGCUGCUGCUGCUGCGGGUCUGGAGCGCCCCAAUCAAGCUCAACUCGAAGCAGAGCACACGUUCUGCUCCGUCAUCAGCGCCUUUGCCUCUGCCAUCCGCGUCGGUGUCAUCGACGCAAAGUACUCGACAGUGGUGCUGAUUCACUUUGGACGUCUCGGUGCCAUCUACGAUUCGUGCUGCAAGGCAUUGGUCGAGGUGCUGAAGGAGGAGGCCAUCUUUGGCGGCUACAAUCGAGCCGUAAUCGUAGAGAGCUGCAUCUGGGACGCUUUGCGCGAGGCGUUCGAGCUGUACCUCGACUCGGGCGACUCUGCCAGUGAAGGUCGCUUCAUCUCUCUCUCGAGACAGCUUGCCAACGCGCUGGUGGUGCGCGGCGCAGGUUUCACCGCUCUGCGCAAGAUCGAUGCACGCUGUCUGAUUUCGCUGCACAGCCGUGCGAGCGAGCACAUUGCGCAAAAGGUAGCAGCGGCCGAACGCAACGGCAACAAGAAGGAUCGCCAACGGAUGCCGGCGCUGUACAAGGGUAUGGCCAACCUGCUGCUCACGGCGAGUCCUACGGAUGCGGUCAAAAUCAAGAGUGCCAUGGACCGAGCGUACCGUGCUGCCAAUGUGCAGAUCCCUCCGACGUCCAAGGCGUGGGAUGCUCAUCGCUCGUACGAGAAGAGGUUGCUCAAGAUUGCUGCCAAGAGCACGCUGUUUGCUCCCGCCAAAGCCACACCGGGUCGCACAGCAGGUGCGUUAUCGGACAGCGGCGGCGAGUUGUCGGAAGAUGACGAUGGAUUGCCCGCUCGUGGAGAGCGGAUCUUGCCGACGCCUGUGCGUGCUGGGCAGAAGCGUGAUCGCGCCGAAGCAGCAGCAGGAGAAGAGGAGGAGGAGGAAGAUGUGAGCAUCAUGGCCCCUGCGAGCGAUGCAGGGUUGGAGCUCGACGUGGAAAUGGCGGCUUCUGAUGCGGACUCAUUGCAGCUGGAGGAGGAGGAGGAGAUUGCUAGCGUGGCUAAGCGCAGGAAAGUAUGA